GAGCUACUACUCGUCCUUCGGAUAGCCUUUCGUUCCUUUAUCGACUCCACCGUAACCACUGCCAUGGAUAAUUACUCGUUUUCAUUUCAUACGCCGUCUUGGACCGAUAAUGCCCGUGCUUUUCUCUCGCAGUUCUCCGAUGUGUUCAGUGCCUUCUCCAAAUAUAUAUCGCCGUCAUAUUACCACGACCGGUGUGAAAGGUCUGUCCAGAUGCGACUGUAUUCUCUGUCCAAACGUCAGUUUGUCUCUGUCUUUGUCAUCUUCUUCUUCUGCUUCGGUAUCACUGUCAUGGUGGGCAUGGCAGGUCCGCCGAUUAUAGACACAGUGUCCCAUAAUGGAUCACUGGUCUCCGGAAGUCACUCCAAGGGGGCUGCUAGUCACUUCAAGCUCAAGUCUCCACCGAUGUCAACGUUUCACCAACAGAUGUGGUUGAUCGCUCAUAUGACAACCAACAACAGGGGAGGUUCACGAUUCCAGGAGCCGUUUGUUGUUGGUGUGGGGAUUCGAGGGUUUAAGGGUGAUAUUGACCAUGGAAUACUUAAGACAAAGAAUCCAGAACUUAGUCCCAUCGCUCACAACAGGACAAGGCUACUCAGCUGCUCACAUGUUUGUGAUGACCUUAUACUGCUUCACCUCGGCUAUUUAGACUACACAAAUUACAUCAUCAACAUAGACUUUUAUGGCCUCGAGGCGACAAAGUCCAACAUCAAGGAUAUUGUUUUCUAUUUUAAGAGCUACAACACCUCCUUUACACAGCUUGAGAUUUGGAUCCGAUUUGUGUUUGUGGUGAUGACUUUCCUCGGCACUUGCCUUUUUGCUCAUUCCCUGAGGAAGUUUUCCAUGAGAGAUUGGUCAAUAGAACAAAAAUGGAUCUCCGUCCUGUUGCCUCUGCUUCUCCUGUACAAUGAUCCAUUGUUCCCGAUGACAUUCCUGGUAAAUAGCUGGGUUCCGGGUAUCAUGGACGGUAUUUUCCAGGCUUCCUUUCUGUGCGGACUACUUAUGUUCUGGCUGUGUAUUUACCACGGAGUCCGACAGACUGACCGGAGAUUUGCCAAAUUUUAUCUGCCAAAAUUAAUCAUUGUUGGACUUAUAUGGAUCACAGCCGUUACACUAGCCUCAUGGCAGGGCUACAACGAGUUACAGGAUCCCACGUAUUAUUACCGCCUCGACACGACCAACUUCAUGGGUUUCAAGAUUUUCUUUUUCAUUGUGGGCGGUCUCUACCUGUUAUACUUGCUCUACCUCCUGGUGCGAGCGUACGCUGAACUGCGAUCCAUGCCUUAUUUUGAUAUUCGUUUGAAGUUCAUGACACUGCUGAUGUUGAUCGUACUGUCAAUAAGCGUUACUAUAACCGUGAUGCGAUUCGGGGCAGCAGCCCUCCAGGAUAAUUUUGUCGCAGAGCUGUCCACAAACUACGAAAACUCCAUAGAAUUUGUAUCGUUUUAUGGUCUCCUAAACUUCUACAUGUACACGAUGGCAUUCGUUUACUCCCCCUCCAAAAACGCUCAGUUCGAGAGUAAUUUGAAGGACAAUCCAGCUAUAUCUAUGUUGAAUGACUCGGAUGAGGAGGUGCAUUAUGGAUCUGACCAAGAGGAGUCAAAUCUAAAUAAUCACCACGUAAGUCGUUACCACGACUCCGAGGAAGAAACGUUCCGAUAGGACCGCUGUCAAAGAGACGUUCUGAUAGGACAGCUGCCAAACACAGAACCAGAACAAGGACUACGAAUCUCAUCUGAAGAGAUCGGAAUCUUAUCUGAAAAUCUACCAUUUUGAGGGGAUCCUAUUUUACUGGAUUUUGGUUUUUCGUUGUUAAGUAUGAAAAUAUAAUUUCUGUGGUAUUCUCUUCAACAUAAUCUUCAUAAGCUAUACAUGGUCUGACAAACUAUGUGUACGAAAUGUUAAGUUGGAAUUGUAUCCCAAAACAAUUGAAAAGAUUAAUUGGUAUGUGAUAGAUUAGUCGGUUGAUAUUUGUAUAUACAUGAUGUACAUUCCAUGUGGAUAGCGGUAAGGUAUUGGAUUAUAACUGACAUUCCAAAGGGUUUAUUUAUCUGCAAAUGAUGGUGAAAAUUUUAUAUGAGCAAUGGAAGUACACUUGAUUUGUAUACUGUAAAUAUUUUAAUUGAUGAUCAAAGAGAGUAGAUUGAAAACUGCUUUAGAAAUGUUAUUUGCUAUGUGGAGGGACUUUCCACGACAUAAAAUGAAAUUUCAAGAUUAGGAUCAGUUCAUUCUAAAAAAAAAUAUAAUUUAAAACUAAAAUUGUUUGCCUUUGGUCAACUUUUUAGAAUUAGGUUAAAUUCUACAAUAGUC
This is a messenger RNA of Pecten maximus, 2307 nucleotides long. Its product is annotated as transmembrane protein 181-like. The transcript is spliced from 13 exons. Gene Ontology annotation, molecular function: toxic substance binding. Lineage: Eukaryota; Metazoa; Mollusca; Bivalvia; Pectinida; Pectinidae. The record is from RefSeq and is a predicted model, not a curated record. Bases 64 to 1659 code for a protein of 531 amino acids.